This is a messenger RNA of Hemiscyllium ocellatum (epaulette shark), 4477 nucleotides long. Its product is annotated as chloride intracellular channel protein 4-like. Bases 373 to 1107 code for a protein of 244 amino acids. NCBI's taxonomy places the organism in Eukaryota, Metazoa, Chordata, Chondrichthyes, Orectolobiformes, Hemiscylliidae. The transcript is spliced from 6 exons. The record is from RefSeq and is a predicted model, not a curated record.
AUACCAUUUGGGAGGAGAGAAACUAUUUGCUAAUCCCUCCCACACCCUUUCAGUUUCUGGGUGGUAGGUUGCAUAAACAGUGCACUGAAUAUCCAGCAAACAAAAAUUGGUGCUGCCGAUCAAGAGAGAUCGGUAAAUCACUUCUCUUUCUGCAGUUUUAUGCUGGGAUAAAGAACGCAAAUUCUCCUGAUCCAGAGAGGGAGCACGAUUCCCGAGCUGUGGUCAGCUUCUGCGGAAAGGCUCCAUUCAGUCUUUCACUGAACUUGCUGGGUGUGGUCUUGUAGGUCAGUGUUUGAGAAGCCAACCAGAAAAGCUGGGGAUUUACUGUCAAAAUCAGCUGCUAAGCAAGUUGCUGAAUACAACAGGGACAGAAUGGCAGAGGACCCCAAGAUCGAGCUGUUCAUUAAGGCCAGUGACGAUGGUGGGUCCAUUGGGAAUUGUCCAUUCUCCCAACGCUUGUUCAUGAUCCUGUGGUUAAAGAAAGUUGCUUUCACCAUUAACACGGUGGAUAUGAAGAGGAACCCAGACAUGCUCAAGGAUGUUGCACCGGGGAGUCAGCUGCCUGUCCUCAUUUACAACGGUGAUCUUAAGACAGAUAACAACAAAAUUGAAGAAUUUCUGGAGGAGGUUCUCGCCCCUCCCAAAUAUCCUAGACUGAGUGCCAAAUACAAAGAAUCCAUGACUGCAGGCUACAGUGUCUUCCAGAAAUUCUCAGCUUAUGUUAAGAACCCACUUCCUGAAAAGAAUCAAGCUUGCGAGACAGCAUUUCUGAAGGCGUUAGUGGAGCUGGAUCAAUAUCUGAACACCCCACUGCCACAUGAAGAUGGGAGUUACCCGUCAAAGAGGUUAUUCCUGGAUGGAAAUGAGCUGACAUUGGCUGACUGCAAUCUCCUACCCAAACUCCACGUGGUUCAGGUUGUGUGCAAGCAUUAUCGGAAUUUUACAGUCCCGAAGGAGCUUUCAGGCCUGUGCAGAUACCUGAACAAUGCGGAGAAAUGUGAGGAAUUCAUGAAUACCUGCCCUAAUGAAGAGGAGAUCAAGUUAGCAUAUCGAAAUGUUGCUAAAUAUUCAGAUAAAAGUGGAGCAAAAUCGGUAACAGGGAGAUGAUGUCUCCCAGUUGGAGAUUUAAACUAUCAACCUUUGACCGGAUGCAACAUCUCCAACUUCUACUGCUGAAUUUUGUGUUUAUUUGAACUUUCCAUUCUUAAUAGGGCGUUGAGACUCACUGCAAAACUACAUUCAUGAAACCUGCUGCAGUGACCCAGUUCCUCUAGGUCUUUUAUAAUUGACAUCUCAGAAAUGAGGGGUUUGUACAAUAGGGUUAAUGUUUGUAUGUUAUAAUACAAUUCCCUCAAAGUCUCAACUUUGCCUAAUAAUGAUUUUACACAAUUUAUAGCAAGUCAUUCUUUCGACCAAUAGUGCACUUUUAAGGUGAGGAUUCCAUUCAUCUGACAUGAACUCUGCAUAAAGACCUCCCCACAAAACGCUACUGAAUUCUCUGUCCUUGAACUAUUGCCAAUGCAUCUGAAAAAAAAAUGUUUAAAUUGAAGCUACAAAAAAUGAAUGGUUGGUAAAUUUUGAAAAAAUAAUCUGCAGUUAGUGAGAAAAUUAGCGGUGGCGUUGAUGGAGAGCUUGUGUUUUGUGCAAGUCUAAUCUCCAAAAGAGUUGUUUUGUAAUAUGGCCACUAAGUUUUUGUGGAAUUAACAAUGUACAUUUUCUCAAGGAAAACCAUGUUUUUUUGUUCCAGAAGUCCACAUGUAGACUUUGCAGUUUAGUGGGAGUCAAGACAAAAUUGAAGCAUAUUGGACAAACUAAGUCACAAGAGAAAGUAAAGUGAUUAGAGAUGAUUGGCGUAACCUCACGUUAAGGGAAUUUUUAUCUCUUUUUGAUGAAUCCUCAAUUCCCUCCCCACAGUGGUUUGAGAAGGCAGCUCAUCACCACAGUCUCAAGGGCAAAUAAUGAUGGGCAAUAAAUGCUGGUGCAGCCAAUGACCCUCACAUUCAUAGAUGAAUACAUUUUUAAAAAGAAAUCACAUUGUUGGUUGAAAUAAUACAGGAAAAAGGUGGUAUGGUGACUAAGUGGUUAACACUGCUGCCUCACAGUGCCAGGGACCCAGGUUCGAUUCCAACCUUGGGUGACUGUCUAUGUGGAGUUUGCACAUCCUCCCCGUGUCUGCAUGGGUUUCUUCCGGGUGCUCCGAUUUCCUCCCACUGUCCAAAGAUGUGCAGAUUAGGUGGAUUGGCCAUGCUAAAUUGUCCCUAGUGUUCAGGGAUGUGAAGGUUAGUUGCAUUAGUCAGGGGUAAAUGUGAGAUAGUGGGGUAGGGGAGUGGGUCUGGGUGGGAUGCUCUUCGGAGGGUCGGUGUGGACUUGUUGGGCCGAAGGGCCUGUUUCCACACUGUAGGAUUCUAUGAAAAAGUGACUAAGAACUUUGUUGUUGUAUUUAACAAAUGUCCAGCAACGUAACUCCAUCAUUAUGAUGUCCAGCUAGAUAAAACUACUGAUCUCGGAGAUAGAAUUUGAUUUAUUAGGGAGUAAAUCAGUAAUUGAAUGUAUGUAUUGAAUUGCCCAGCUCACAUCAGAUUUCAGGCAUUUUUGUGAGUGUGUCUGUUAAGUUACAAUCUUAAUUAUCAGUCAGAACGUUAUAUAGUAUGGUUGCAAUUAAUCACUUGUAUAAUGAAAUUAACUUUCUGAUGAGUUUUUUUGUUACAGGCAAUGACUUAGAUGCUACUUAAUUCCCGUUCCUAUUGCAUUCCAUUAAUUCUGGGAGAGCUGUAUUAAUUAUCAUUGAUUCAAGUUGAUGAAGCAUGCUAUCAAUUUCCCAUUCUGACAACAGAAAAACUUCAACCUUGAUGAUACAAGUCUCCAAGUUAUUCUGUUGAUGCCAAGGUUGCAAUGAGGAGUUCAUCUAGUGAUAGAUACAUGAUUACAUUGAUAUAGCACCUUUCACAUCCUCAGGGUGUGCCAGACAACUUCAAAAGGAAUAUUUUGAGGCUUUUGCUAUCAUUUUCCAAGGACUGUCUUGUAAUGCAGUGAAGAACACAAGUUGAGAACUAGAUAUUUUCCUAAUUAAUCUGUGUACCUACCUCUGGAGUAGGUGAGGACUUGAAGUCAGGCCUCCUGGUUCAGACAUAGGGGCACUAUCACUGCACGGUAAGGGUCCCUAUUCUAUUCUCUAUUGUAACACCUGAGCUGUCCAUCCAAAGUUGUGGUUGGGAGUUGAUUUGGGCAGGCAGUGGUUCUGAAAACUUUGAGUUUCCUACUAACUGUCAAGGAUAACAGUAGUCACAAUAUAUUUAAUUCGUUGCUUAGUAGUACAGAGCUUGAAUAUUGCUGAAUAGUACUAUGUUGUUGAGGGUCUUUGUCUUCGACUCAUCGGAACAAACACAAGAAUGCUAUGUUUCAAACAAUCACAACACCUUAUACUACAGGAGAUAAAGGUCGGGAAAAGAGAGGGCACUGAUUGAUUGGCAAGUUAACUCUGAUUAGUGGAGGUGUUGCUACAGAAGAAACAACAGGGAGCUUGAGGCUUCCAUAUAAUCAAUAAGGGACAGGCCAGAAAGGGGUCCCUGAGUAUGACUGUAUAUUGAUUGCUUCCAGCAAGUGAACUAAUUUACAAGCUUGACAGAUAACCAGUCCGUCCCAUUUUCACUGGAGUACAAGUUGCUGUGACUUUUUGACAUUUGGCAUUCUUGCAUGUGUCCUGACGAUACAAGACCAACAAUAUGUGGGAAUCUGUGAAACCGUUCUGCUGGUGCUUCUCUCGAUAUUGUGGUGGCUUGCCAUCCAUUCUAAUAUUUAAUGUGAGCACUUUGGUGCUACAGAUGCUUUGGGUUUUAUGAAUAUGAGUUCAGUUGUGUGUCACCUCCUCUUCAUAUGAUCUCAGUGGAAUGACCUGCCUCCAACUGCUCUACACAAAAUCACCCUGUAACAUUCCAAAUAGGUGUAUAAUUAAUGAACAAAUGUGUUUAAAAAAAGGGAAGUUUUUUUUUUGUUCACACCCCAAGGAUCUGUCUCAUGGAUUUGUCCAAAUUUUGUGCCUUGGAGAUUAACCUUCAAAUACUCAAGGAUUGACAAUUGUGUUUAAAAACCGACUAUAUGAAACACUUACAGAUCUAGAUAUUGAAAUUCACACUCUGGUCUUGCUGCUGUAUCUUUACAUUGUUUAUAUUAAUAAUUAAUGCAGAGUGUAAAUUAACAAACUGCAGUAUUGAUCUGAGUUUGACAUAUACACUUGGAGGACAGCCUGCCUUUCGACAUCCAAUUCCCAAGUUGUUGGUAGUGUUUCACUAAAGACAUCAAACUAAAAGUUUAGCAUAUUUAGUGUUUCGUAUGCCUACUCUUUAAAUCUUGUAUGUUGCUGGUGGUUUUACCAAGAAUAAGCUAUCUUUAUCAUUUCUGAUAUAUGAUUUCUGUUGUGCAGUUGAAAAUAAGGCAACAUUAUGUAUUUUCAAUUAAUAAAGUUGAGUAUUUUAGGCAA